AAAUCAGGCCGCGUAUGUUCUUCUCCACUCGAGAUUGCGACUCUCCAUUUUCAUUUUUCAGCGAGAGAUGGGCCUGAACAUUGGAGGGAAGGUAGAGAGAAUCAACGGCAGAGAGCUGCGCUACCAUGAAUUCGUGGACAGAUAUCUUCAGAAGAAUCAGCCUAUUGUGAUAACAGGGCUAAUGAACGGUUGGAUGGCCUCCAAUGACUGGACCACAGAAAAUGGGGCCCCCAAUCUGUCUUUCUUCUCUACCCAUUUUGGGAAAUCCAAAGUUCAGGUUGCGGACUGUGCUAGAAGAGAUUUCACAGAUCAGAAGAGACUUGAAAUGUCUGUAUCAGAAUUCAUCAACUACUGGCUCCAGCUUUCUACUGCAAAAUGCAGUAAUGAUUCAAGUCAUAAGGAUAAUGAUCACACCUUGCUAUAUUUGAAGGAUUGGCAUUUUGUCAAGGAAUACCCAGAAUAUGCGGCAUACACAACCCCACUGUUUUUUGUUGACGAUUGGCUCAAUCUGUAUCUCGAUAGUCAUCCUAUGCAUAUGGAUGGAGACGUGUGUCACGAUAAAAAUGAAAUAAAUUGCUCCGACUACCGUUUUGUUUACAUGGGACCAAAAGGUACUUGGACUCCUCUUCAUGCUGAUGUUUUUAGGUCAUAUAGCUGGUCUGCAAACGUGUGUGGCAAGAAAAAAUGGCAUUUGUUACCGCCUUCACAAUGUCACCUUUUGUUUGAUCAGAACAUGAAAAGUACUGUCUAUGAUAUUUUCGGCGAAGUUUCAGAAGCACAGUUUCCAGGCUUUAAGAAAACUGUUUGGUUGGAGUGUACACAAGAGCAAAAUGAGAUUAUUUUUGUGCCGAGUGGAUGGUAUCAUCAAGUUCUAAACUUGGAAGACACAAUAUCCAUAAACCACAACUGGUUCAAUGCCUUUAAUCUUUCUUGGGUGUGGAACUUGCUCUUGAAAGAUUACAAUGAGGCAAAAGAGUACAUAGAGGACAUUCGAGAUAUUUGUGAUGAUUUUGAAGGCCUUUGUCAGCGCAAUCUUGCAGCUAACACAGGCAUGAACUUCUUCGAUUUCUUCAUCUUCAUCACGCGGUUUUCCUUCGCCAAUUUGUCCCUACUUUACCAUCACGUCAAGACUGAUGAAAAUCCCAUAUGGGUUUCACCCAACAGAGCACAUAAUCUAAUUUCUAACCUGAUAUCUAUACAUAAGGUAGCCACAAAAAUGAAAUCUGUCGAAGCAUUUGCUGGUGUAAAGCAAAGUGCCAUUUCCGACAUUAGAAAAAUCUUGCAGGAGCCUGAGUUCAUUGAGCUGUGCAUGGCACUGAACAGAACAUACGGGUCGAUAGAUGAGCAACAGAAACAAUGUUCUGGAACGAACAAUACAUCUCUCCUUGCCAGAGCUGAUUUUUUGCACUUGGGGUUUGUAGAGUCUAUUGGUUUUGAGGUAGCCGGUCCAGAAGACCUGAUCAGAAUCAUCGAGCAAGCAGCUACAAAUCUCAGUUGCAUGGGUAGCGAUUGGAAUUUAAGUUUGUCAUACGAAUUGAACGAUCUUGAAUCUCCAACUGUCCUAUAACAGAACUAUAUUUCAUUUUAUGAAAAGCUUCCAAAAUUCAGGGUCACUGCUCUGGAGAGAUAUGAAGACCUUUUGAAGCCAAGUGAGGCCACAGCUCGAUUACCAUAAUGGCAAAUGAUAGAUUUUUCGAGAAAUGCUCUGGCAAUCCAUGGUUUGAUGAGCGGUGGCAAACAAGGAACAUUGGCGUGCAUCUUGUUGCUAUGAACAACACUGUCUACUACAAGAGAAGAGUCCCAUUCAAGCCAUAAACCACCAGUGCAGGAGAAUCUUGGAGAUCGCUAGUUGAAGAGGUAUGUAGAGGAAAUAGAGCAUGGGACACGGUAGGCAAUCAAUGCGAAAGAAAUCAAUGUCUACACCAAAGCUGAUUGUUAGUAGCACUGUUUCAUUUCUACUUUUAGUGAUAAAGGAAUGCAACUUUGUAGUGUUGUAUUAAAGUAGAAAGAAAAGGGCGACGGUGUGGCCAACAAGGCGGGUGUAAAUGAAGGAUUCCUUUCUGCAAUCCUUCUUGAAAUCACAGAACCUAACAACGGCAGGCGGGAAGCUACACAGAUCCCAUGUUUGUUUAGAUUCCGAGAAUUUCAAGUCCAUGUUGGCAUGGUUGGUAAGUGUUGUCCAUAAGAUUGAUAUUUUGCAGUUUCUUGUGUAGUAUCUUCAGCCCUCAGGUCCCUUUUUUACCUUAUCAUCAGUAGGGACCAUGGCCCCUCGAUCCAGAUGAUUGACUUGAUGGGGCCCACUAUGAACAUAUCAUGCCCCAAAUAUCAGUUUGGAAUCCUCUACAACACUUGUAGGAAGUGCGUGCAACAGCCGAGCUCUGUGGGUCCCAUCUUGAUAACAGCUCGACGAUCCAAAGCUCCCAUGGGCAGCUUCAUGGGAACAAUGUAUUAUGAUGACUGGAACCUCUAAAUUCACAUGGUGUGCCCCACCUGAGUUUUGGUGGUGGAUUAUUACUGAAAAAUUUCUAAUAUUCUGGUGUCCAUAUGGUAGGCAUGUAUAAACAAAGGUUCCAACGAAUAAAUUGAUAUUUAUCA
This is a messenger RNA of Magnolia sinica, 2595 nucleotides long. Its product is annotated as arginine-specific demethylase JMJ20. Gene Ontology annotation, cellular component: cytoplasm; nucleus. The transcript is spliced from 9 exons. Lineage: Eukaryota; Viridiplantae; Streptophyta; Magnoliopsida; Magnoliales; Magnoliaceae. The record is from RefSeq and is a predicted model, not a curated record. Gene Ontology annotation, biological process: positive regulation of translational termination; negative regulation of gene expression; protein hydroxylation. Bases 68 to 1567 code for a protein of 499 amino acids. Gene Ontology annotation, molecular function: sequence-specific DNA binding; histone H4R3 demethylase activity.